GCGAGAGAGAGAGAGAGAGAGAUGGGCACCGUCGGCGAGGCGGGAGCGUCGUUGCCAUCGUCGUCGGACGGAACGAAGCGGCGGGUGAGCUACUUCUACGAGCCGACCAUCGGCGACUACUACUACAAGCAGGGCCACCCCAUGAAGCCCCAUCGAAUCCGAAUGGCCCAUAACCUCAUCGUCCACUACCGCCUCCACCGCCUCUUGGAGAUCUGCCAACCAUUCCCGGCCUCCACCGCCGAUAUGUGCCGUUUUCACUCCGAGGACUACGUCGACUUCCUCUCUUCCGUCACCCCCGAGAUGCUCGCCUCCUUGUCUUCAGAAAAUGCGGACACUUUCAAGCUCGACAAUUCGGAUUGCCCGGCUUUCGAUGGCCUCUUCCAGUUCUGCCAGGCCUCGGCCGGAGGAUCCCUCGGCGCCGCUGUUAAGCUCAACCGCGGUGACGCUGACAUCGCCAUUAACUGGGCUGGCGGCCUCCAUCACGCCAAGAAGAGCGAGGCUUCUGGAUUUUGCUAUGUCAAUGAUAUUGUGCUCGGAAUCCUCGAGCUUCUCAAGCAUCAUGCGCGCGUGUUGUAUGUUGAUAUUGAUAUCCAUCAUGGAGACGGAGUUGAAGAGGCUUUCUAUACAACUGACCGUGUCAUGACUGUUUCUUUCCAUAAAUAUGGGAACUUCUUCCCAGGUAGUGGUGACAUCAGAAGUAUUGGGUGUGAUGAAGGAAAAUACUAUGCGAUGAAUGUCCCGCUAAGUGAGGGAAUGAAUGAUGAUAGCUUCAGGGGAUUAUUCAGGCCUAUCAUUCAGAAAGUUAUGGAGGUUUACCAGCCUGGGGCAGUUGUUCUUCAAUGUGGUGCAGAUUCAUUAGCUGGAGAUAGAAUUGGUUGUUUCAACUUGACAUUGAAGGGGCAUGCAGAUUGUCUACAAUUUCUUAGAUCUUUCAAUGUGCCUCUGAUGGUCUUGGGAGGUGGAGGUUAUACAAUGCGGAAUGUUGCCCGUUGCUGGUGCUAUGAGACAGCAGUUGCAGUUGGAGUAGAGCCUGAGAAUAAGUUGCCUUACAAUGAAUAUUAUGAAUACUUUGGCCCUGACUAUACCCUUCAUAUUGAACCAAAGAAAACAGUGAAUAAGAACUCUGCUCGGUAUCUGGAGGCACUUAAGAACACGCUACUCGAGCGUAUUACAAAAAAGCAACAUGUCCCAAGUGUGCAAUUUCAAGAAAGACCCCCAGAUACAGAUUCCCCUGUUCAGGAAGAAGAGGCUGAGGAUUCUAGAAAUAAUAUUGGUCCAUUAUGGAAUGGUGAUCCUUAUGAUUCUGAACCUGAACAAGGUUGAUCAAUUCAUGCUGAUUCUGACAGGCAGAACUGGAGUGCUAACUGGAAGCUGCAGAACAGUAAAAUCUCUUGUCAGGCAUUUCUGUCAGGCUGUCUUUCUUGGACAAACUGCUUGUCCAUGUUUAGUCCAAUUUUGAAUUUUUCUUUUUCUUGAGCAAACAUGAACUUGCAUAUAUGUUUGAGUCAACCAAAAAAAGAGAUACAGCCUAUCUCCCUAAAUUUGCAAUUUUCCUUAACAAACAUAAAAGAAAAGGACAGCUCUGUGUUGUUUUUUACAUGUUAUCAUGUUGAAAACAUGUAGAAUGGUUUUGCAAUCACAGGCAUGGAUAGGGUUUCUUUGAUGAACAUUAUCAGAGGCAUGAUCUUUGAUUAGAUGAGGAAAUUAGUGGUCAUAUCUGAAUAUGAUCAACUUUUGCGGCUGUGUCCCUUCUUGCAAGGGCUUUGUUUGACUAACCAAAAGAUGACAGAAUUCUACCUCACUG
This is a messenger RNA of Dioscorea cayenensis subsp. rotundata (Guinea yam), 1804 nucleotides long. RefSeq names its product histone deacetylase 6-like. The record is from RefSeq and is a predicted model, not a curated record. Bases 22 to 1323 code for a protein of 433 amino acids. Gene Ontology annotation, molecular function: histone deacetylase activity. Lineage: Eukaryota; Viridiplantae; Streptophyta; Magnoliopsida; Dioscoreales; Dioscoreaceae. The transcript is spliced from 6 exons.